This is a messenger RNA of Eremomyces bilateralis CBS 781.70, 667 nucleotides long. RefSeq lists its product as uncharacterized. Lineage: Eukaryota; Fungi; Ascomycota; Dothideomycetes; Eremomycetales; Eremomycetaceae. The transcript has 2 exons. Bases 204 to 563 code for a protein of 119 amino acids. The record is from RefSeq and is a predicted model, not a curated record.
CAUGAGGCUACUGUCGCAAUGGAGGACUCUGCAAUCCGUGUCAAUCCGAAGUAUCGCGCCGUUUUCUCUCCGGAAGUGAUCCAACAUGUUUCUCCGCAAGCGCUUAAGAAGAUGUAUCGAAGUAUCAUUCGAAUCAGGCUUGAAGAACGUCGACGGAGAGAUGAAGAGCGGCGACAGAGAAAUGAAGAGCCGUCAACAGAGAAAUGAAGAGCGUCAACAAAGAGAUGAAGAGCGCUCAGGAGAUUACUCGAACUAGUCUCCACGCACACACAUACAUCAGACUUCUCUUGGACUUCCUUGCUUCCAUAACUAUUCGACGUUGUCUAUCACAAAAUACGCAAAUCCAGCUUCCUAUGAUCGACUCCUAUUGGUUUUACAAGUUACCUACACUCCCACUACCCGGAUCCUUCGCGACAGUACGCGAUCCAGCUAUGGCACGACUUCCUCCUAGACUAAGAGACCGGCCAAACGACCCUUCUUCGCGUCGACUCCCGUCUGCCUUCGAACAGGUACGUGCAACACCAUUACAACACCAAAGAUCGGUCGGAGGAGCACAGCCCUAGCCAGCCCCUCCGCUGCAGAUGAACGGGCAGGAAAUUACGGAAGAAGCACGAAGGUUACUUGCGAACUAUCGACCAGGGGAGACGUCGUUCAGCGAUCUCAUCCA